Molecule: messenger RNA, 731 nt
Organism: Diorhabda carinulata
Lineage: Eukaryota; Metazoa; Arthropoda; Insecta; Coleoptera; Chrysomelidae
Exons: 2
Coding region: 66-503 (145 amino acids)
Source: RefSeq, a predicted model, not a curated record
UUCUGUUGACCACGUGUUGGACGCUCUGAAAUAACUUACAUUUUUUUUUUAAUUGCUCAGCAAAAAUGGAGUGUUUUUUAUGCAGUGUAUUGUGUGAUAACCCUCGCUUUAGAGAGAAACGCGAAGAGAUCAAGAAAUUUUCUCAAGAAAUUUUGCUUUCUUGUCGAACUUUUUUGUCUGCUCGAAAGCAUCAUAAACAUGAAUAUAGUAAUGUCGUAUUACAAAUUAAAAGAACGGUAUUCAUCAGCAAUGUAUGGUGUAAUGCACACAUGCGAUGCCCCACAGAUAAAGUACCUGAAAAUUAUGGAUGGACAAUAAUUGAUGGUAAAUACGAGUAUUAUUGGUUUGAUGGUCCUCAAAGCCCAUCCUUUGAAGAAUUAUCUUCUCAAUUGCAAGAUUUAGAUACCACGGAAGAUCAGAAUGAAGAAGAUACUGAUGAAGAUGAGGAGAGUGAUGCCAGUAGUGAGGAUGAAUGUUUUUCUGAUGAGUCAGAUGAAAAUUAAUUACUUUUUUAUAUAAAAAUAUCUACUUUUUCAUGUAUGUUACAUAAUAAAGUUGAUUUAUUUCAAUAAAUAUAUUUUCACUUUACCUCAUGUUGCACAUAGGAAAAAGGAAAAUUACGAUUAUUGUAGGACUACGGAUGCAUACCAGUUUUUUUGUAGGACAUUGUUUUAUUCGGAUAAAAAACACACUAAUGUAUCACGUGAUACUUUUGUCCUACAGUUACUAAU